Seriola dumerili (greater amberjack) is the source of this 4875-nucleotide messenger RNA. RefSeq names its product cell surface glycoprotein 1-like (gene prr36b). Lineage: Eukaryota; Metazoa; Chordata; Actinopteri; Carangiformes; Carangidae. Bases 358 to 4494 code for a protein of 1378 amino acids. The transcript is spliced from 5 exons. The record is from RefSeq and is a predicted model, not a curated record.
UUCCUUUCAGUGAACGCGCAUCACUUGUGAAAAACGGCGCUCGAGACGCAGAAGUUUUCUUGUCUGUCGGCUCGUCUCCAUUCGCUCCGCUCCGCUCUCCCGCGAUUUCCUUCCGUACUUCCCGGUUUCAUUUUUAUCCUCAUCCUCACUUUCUGUUUUUUUUUUCUGACUCGAGGAUUCAGUCGGGGUGUACUGGCUAACACUGGGCGUAGCUGGAGAGGAUUUUGCUAGCUCGUCGCCGCACUGACUGACCAGAGCUUGCUGUCUCCAGAAAGCCUGUAGACCUGUGGCCAUCCUGCGAGAUUUAAGUCAAUCAGCCCUGCCCUGCAGAGACGGAUCACUACCAUUCUAGGGGAGAUGAAGCCGGAUGGGGUUGCCACGGCAGCGCUGGAGCCAAUGGAAGCAUUGGAAUCCAAUCCAGAAAAUGAGGCAACACCAGCCGUGGAACAGGACCCCAACCAGGCAGCCAGUCCGGCGGGAGAGGAGAUGCCACAGCAGCCUGUAGGAGAGACGGGCCAGGUGGAACCCGAACCAGAACAGGCCAAGGAAACCCCAGCUGCCAAGACCAGCAGCAAGACUUCAGGAGACUCCAAAGCCAAGACUACCAACAAGGCCACAGCCAAGACAAAACCUACCACAGCUAACCCAACGAAGACCACAUCUGGCUCACGGCCCAACACUUCUCAGAGCCGCCUCUCAAAUGGCGUGUCUAAGCCUCAGACCAAUGGAGUGGCCAAGAAAUCCACACCUGCUCCGGACAAAAAGAGCACCCCGACCUCAGCUUCCUCCAAAAAACCAACAGGAGCUGCAGGAGCCCCAGCCUCCAAGAGCAAAGUGGGUGAGAAGAAAGCCACAGGGGCUGCCCCCGCCACCAAUGGUGCAAAAUCAACGACCGGACCAACAGCAGCCAAGAGGACGCCAUCCACAACUGCUAAUGGUGUCAAAACCAGCACCACUGCAGCUGCUAAAAAGCCCCCAGCUCCCAAACCUGCCUCUGCAACUCCCACAAAGCCCAGCUCGACUGCCUCACCUAAGCCUGAUAAGCCCCCUGUUUCCAAGACAACCAGGCCCACAACCGGCACGGCAGCAUCAUCUCGUCCGGCCACAGGCUCAACCCGGCCACCCACUGCCAGCACAACCAAGAGCUCCCCAGCUACAGCCAAACCUGCCACCCCUAAAACUUCCACCACUGCUAAGCCUGCUGCCUCCAAACCAACCUCCACUACCCCCUCUGGUGGCAAAGCCCCAACAUCACAAACAUCCAGGACUUCAACCCCUGUGAAAAAAGAUGUUACCAAACCGGCCACCCCAGCGGCCAAAAAGUCUGCAGAUUCUCCCCUUACCCGCGCUGCAUCUACAACAAAGUCAACAAAACCUGAGACCCCCAAAUCCGCCUCAAAAUCAGAUGUCACCGCCAAAAAGCCUAUUGCUACUAAGGCUGCAGACACAAAGACACCUAAAAGCUCCAAAACGCAAGACAGUAGGCCCACGCCUUCCAAGACGCCUGCCUCCAAAACGGCUGCAGGCAAGACCUCCAGCCCCAAGAAAACUGUGGGCAGCAGCACCCCCACUCCAGUGAAACGUGGCCCCAAAGCUGCAACAAUUGCUGAACCUGAGAAGGAAAUUGCUGCAGCCGUCGCUGCUGCGGCAGCCAUCGCUACUGCAGCAGCAGUUAUUGCUGGACCACAGGAACCAGAACCUCCUGCAGAAGUAGCUGUGGAGCCUGUUGCUGCAGCUCUUGAAGCUGUACCAGAAAAAACUUCAGAGCCCACACCAGAACCAGUCUCAGCACCAGUGUCAGAGUCAGUGCGUGAACCAACACCAGAACCCGUACGUGAACCAACACCAGAACCCGUACGUGAACCUUCCCCAGAGCCCGUACGUGAACCAACCCCAGAGCCCGUACGUGAACCAACCCCAGAGCCCAUACGUGAACCAACACCGGAGCCCGUACGGGAACCAACACCAGAGCCCGAACGUGAACCAACACCAGAGCCCGUACGGGAACCAACACCAGAGCCCAUACGGGAACCAACACCAGAACCCGAACGUGAACCAACACCAGAACCCAUACGAGAACUAACACCAGAACCUGUACAGGAACCAAGUCCAUACCAAGUACGGGAAAUAUCUCCAGAACCCCCGUCUCAGCUGUCAGCAGAGCCAGAACUACAAGUCCAUGAACCACUCUCCAGUGUUCAGCUGUCAGCCCAGUCGGACCUUUUCAAAUUUGAAGAGUCUGCCAACGACUCGGUUCCUUCCCUGGGAACAACUGUCAUGUCUCCUCCUUGUUCCCCACCAGGCCCCGUUUCUCCUGUCAGAGAGCCACAGGACGCCUCCUCUCUGCUGGACAUGCAUGUCCAGUCUGAUCCCUGGGACAGGAGCCAGCCCCUGGCCUCGUAUGAAAUUCCUUCCCAGAGCGAGGUCAGUAUGAUGAACUUCCAGAUAGAAGACGAAAAGGAGAAUAAAGAACACUUUGAGGAACAGGAGACAAGGGAAGAGGAAGAGGAGGAGGAGGAGGAAGAGAAGGAGAACCUCUUUAUGCCUACCUCCAUGGCUCCACCUGCAGAGGCCUUUAGUAUGAUGGCUCAACCUCACUCACCCAUGGAUGAUUUCACCACCAGGGGCCUGAUCUCCCCUCAUGAAAAGGAGGAGGCAGUGGAAAAGGCUGAUGAAGAGAUCAAUGAGGAUGAUGACGAAGAGGAGGAGGAUGAAGAUGAGGAACAGAGGAGACUAGGCCAUCAGCCGUCAUCCAUGAUCACCGACAUGAGCAUGUCUCAGCCCUCUGAUGAGUUCCAAGUCCGGUCCUCAGCCUUUGGCGGUUCAGCAGGUUGGCACGGUGACGACCUGCUGUCUGGGAUGGACUCUGAGGACGUGAGCAGCUGCACCAGCAGUCGGCUGCAGGGAGUGUCUGACCUCAGCAGCACCCAGCACACUGCAAUUUUGGAGGGCACCCAGAGCUCAGACGCACUGGUCGACUCAAGCCUCCGUGGCUCUGAGGGAGAUGGUAAUCUCAUGUGUUCUCCCAACGUCGAAACCCUGGCCAACGAGGAGGAGGAGGACGAGGACGAAGAGGAUGAGCGGGUGGAUGAUAUGGACCUGAGUUCAGAGAGAGUAGAGGAGCAUCACAAGGUGUUCCAGCAGCAGGAACAUGAUGAGGAGGACGAUGAAGAUGUAGAGAUGCACAGUGAAGGCGUGACAGAGAGCUGUGGGAAUGCAGAUGAAGAUGACUUUAAUGAGGAGGAGCGUUUAGACAACCUCAAUCGCUCUGUUCCUCCGCCUUGCAUGCCCCCAGCCUCCUCCUGGGGUCAGACCAACCCCUUCUGUGAUACCUGGGGUCAACCAGCCUCGCUGCUCUCUGUCUCCUCCCCGAGCCCUCUGUCUGACCAUGGUGCAGCUGAAUCUGAAACACCAACUCUGUCUCCCGCCAAGGCAUGUUUGGACAGCAGUGGCCCUUCCUUUGUUCCUCAGUCAGAGGAAGAGCCCCAGCAGCACGAGGAGAUGAAGGGUUCAGCCAGCGAGGAGGCUCACAUCCUGCUUGCUGCCCCAGCUGUAGGCAUGUCUCAGUCCAGCACUCUGAGUGGCACCGGUCUGGCUGCCCACAGCAGCAGCGAGACGAGCACACCUGAGGAACUCCGCGAUUACGACAGCAGCUCUGGGGUGGAGUCCCGUUCAGACAAGCAGCAGACUCCAGUGCCUGCUUCAGUCCAGCCUGACAUGGAGCAGGAUCUGGGUAUCCACUUGGAGAAAGGCGAUGGAGAAGAAGAGGAGGCUGAGACACUCCCUGCCGACGAGGUCCUGGGAACCGGACCCCCAACUGCUCCGGCGUCCGCCCCGUCUUCCCCCUCCACCUCGGGAGACGAGGCCAGUGAUACAGAGGGUGAGAUGCAAAUAAACGACCCAGAUGCGCCGAUGAUGAUGGGUGAGAGCGCUGGAUUUGAAAGCCCCACUCCCACCUGUAAUCUGCCCGCUCUUGAGGAGGAUGAGGAGGCGGGCGACACACCCGCCGGAGAGGGCGAAGAGGACGGAGGCGGGGCAACCCCUCAGUCAGCCAACUCUGUGGCAUCUUACGGCUUCGACUGCACCACAUCCAACUCCAACGCCCACUCCAUGGCCGAGAGCUGCGGAAAGAGCCCGGGGAUCUUCUCCCUGGAGAACGAGGAGCAGCUGCCUGAGGAAGCCAAGGACCCCUCCCUCAUCAAGGAGCUGACCCUGCCAUCAGCUGCUGCUGCCGCUGCCCAGGCAGAGAACCUCCUGGGUAGACCCGUGGACCUGAUGCCUCUGGGCCUCCCAGGAGACAUCCAGUCCAGUUUCGAUGAGCACCACUACAUGCUGGGGGGAAAGGUUGCAGCAGACCACCUUGGGGAAGACGAUCCGUUGGAGCCCAGUCACCAUCUUGUGGCCGAGGAAUCUGGAGACACCGGCGACAACCAGCCGCCGUACUACUCGACCAUUUGUGAUAAGACUGAUAGUUUUCUGGCAGGUAAUGUAUAAGUCCCUCCUAUUACCCCCGGAAUGCACCUUUUCCCCGCAACCCUCCCCUUUUACCUGUUGUUCGUUUUCUCUCCAGUUGGGUUAGAUGGCUUAGAAGAAAAAAAAAAAGGAGAGCAAGAUUGUAGGAAAAGAUUUUAAAAAAAUGAACAAAGGAGAUGGGAAAAAAAUGACUGUAGCAAUUUUUAAAUGAAGCCUCCCUCUUUCAUACUGUUAUGGUCAUGGUUAUGAGUGUAUGGCUUAAACUCCUUUAUGUACAGUAGCCACUACCAUUUUCUAGUAGAAUGUUCUUUUUAAGUAACACUGCAUAUUCUGUAGCCCCUGAUGGGGUAUUGACUGAUUGGUCCAAUGUGACUGAGCUUUUAAACCGAAAAAGAAAAAAAA